CAGGAGCCCAGCGAAGCGCCCACCCCCAAGAGACCCCGCGGACGGCCGAAGGGCAGCAAGAACAAGGCCAGCUCCAAAGGCAGGAAAGCUGCAGUCACACCAGGGAUAAAACCUCGAGGCCGACCCAAAAAACCGCAGCAGGACGAGGAGGAGGUGAACAUUUCCCAGGAGUCAUCCGAGGAGGAGCAGUGACCCCUCCCGAUCCGCCGCUACCUCAUCACCCCCCAGGACUGAGGGAGAGGGACGGGGCACAACCCCCCCCCCCCGGCAGCACCCGGCUUCUUCCUCCUCCUCCUCCUCCUGCCCCGCUCCUUCCUCACCCCCCCAACAACAGCAGCACUGGAACAGGGGGCUCAGCCCCACAGCCCUGCGGGGGGGACCCCCGCCCCGCUCCCCCCAGCACAGUGGGGCAGCCCCACUCCCCCUCACUGCGUCCCUGCAGUGCCCGGCUCGGGGUGACCCUCUUUCCCCAUCGGUUCUGGUUCAUUUUUAUUUUAUUAUUAUUAUAUAUAUAUAGAUAUAUAUAUAAUUUUUUUUUUUUU
Numida meleagris (helmeted guineafowl) is the source of this 542-nucleotide messenger RNA. RefSeq names its product high mobility group AT-hook 1 (gene HMGA1). Gene Ontology annotation, cellular component: nucleus; chromatin. Gene Ontology annotation, molecular function: DNA binding; transcription coregulator activity. The record is from RefSeq and is a predicted model, not a curated record. Lineage: Eukaryota; Metazoa; Chordata; Aves; Galliformes; Numididae. Gene Ontology annotation, biological process: regulation of DNA-templated transcription.